AUGAUCCUUAUAGACGGCACCAAAUACUCAUGCCUGGAAUGCAUUCGUGGCCAUCGCUCCUCUCUGUGCCGCCAUUACAUGCGAGCGCUUCUUCAGGUGCGAUCUAAGGGACGACCAAACUUCCAGUUUUCUUCUGGGAACAAGAAUCACCGGAUCGCAGUGUUUGCCGAAGAAGUGGCUGACUCACCCGAUCCAGUCUCUGCCUCCUGCAAAGAUGUCCCAGUGGUUAUUCUUAAAACCUCGGAUAAACAGGUGAUCGAUAUGACCAAUGGCCGAAUCGUGGGACCAUAUCGGAAAGAAGAAGUGCCUUUCCAAUCAUCCAAUCCAGUGAUAACUUCUGAUAACUUCCUAGUAUCGUCGUCAUGUUGCUCCGAUGGUGCUUCCAAGGUUCGUAAGUCGUGUUCAUGCAAUCAGAAAAAGGUUUCAAAAUCGAAAAUCCUCAAGUCUUACAUCGACAAAAAGAUACAACAGCAAAAUGCUAUCAAAGAAUCCCCAUCAUACGACAAGGUACAAUUUAGACAGGCGAAACUGUGUUGCAAAAAGAAUGAUAAGAUAACAGCUGCUUUGAAAUGCGAAGAGAAAGAGCAACCCCUAGCUGCAAAUCGAAACGGCUCUUCUGAUUCAUAUCAAUACUUGCCCAAUACAACCACAUAUCCGAAGAUGGAACCCGUUUCAGUUAAUCAACUGGACCAAAAACAGUUCUCAUCAAAUGAUGAGAUUUCUGACAUGCAAACAAGUAACUUUUAUGCAUCUAGCUCAACCAACGAUGUCUUCGAAGUGAUCAAUGUGCCAAAUUGUUCUCUUCCAGGAACAUGUUCUUGUUCUACUGAUUGCGCAUGUCCUAAUUGUAUGACGCACAAUAACUAUCAAGACCCAAAAAACAGCCGUGUGCUUGACUUUUUGAACAACGACUCGCAAUUGGACUCAAACCUCAUUUUGACUCUGAACCCAGGUCUCCGGCAGAGUAUACCUCAAACCCACAUGCAGCCCACUUUCCAAAAUGGGAGUACCCCUUCCUUAUCCUUCCCCAAUGCACUAAAUCCAGACUCUUAUGCGCUUCCCUCUUCUGACAAUUUACACCAGCUGCAUGGCCAGAAUCCAGAAUACGCAAUGCAAAACCGCAACCAAUCAGACAACUUAGUGCCCCUAAACGGCCUGCUGAUUUCCAAUUCCAACUUUAGAUCUCCGUUUCCCAACAUUCUGUCUUUAUCAAAAGAUUUCGAUACCUACAACAAUAUUCUACUGCAAGUAAUAGGAAGCACCAUAAUGCCCGCGGAACAUCCUUCUAGCCUGUUGUCUGACGAAUCUGAAGAUUCUAAUGUGUGUACUUGCGCGGAUGACGCAUGCAACUGCGCCAAUUGUGAGACACACGGAAUCAUUGACGGUUACAAAUUGGAUGACAUUUUCGUGUCAAAAGCGCCUUUAGAUAACUUUCCCAGAGUCGACUUGCACUGA
Clavispora lusitaniae ATCC 42720 is the source of this 1455-nucleotide messenger RNA. RefSeq names its product Mac1p (gene MAC1). Gene Ontology annotation, cellular component: nucleus. Gene Ontology annotation, molecular function: RNA polymerase II cis-regulatory region sequence-specific DNA binding; DNA-binding transcription factor activity, RNA polymerase II-specific; copper ion binding. NCBI's taxonomy places the organism in Eukaryota, Fungi, Ascomycota, Pichiomycetes, Serinales, Metschnikowiaceae. The record is from RefSeq and is a predicted model, not a curated record. Gene Ontology annotation, biological process: positive regulation of transcription by RNA polymerase II; intracellular copper ion homeostasis; intracellular iron ion homeostasis.